Molecule: messenger RNA, 1467 nt
Organism: Ectocarpus siliculosus
Lineage: Eukaryota; Phaeophyceae; Ectocarpales; Ectocarpaceae
Source: the annotation of a GenBank genome assembly
AUGCCAGGAGAGGCAGCGAACGACGAGUUUGAGCUGAACGAGGACAGGAGCCCCGCGGAAUGGAUGAGAGUCGGGGACACGACGGGGGAUGCUUUUCUGUGGUACACUGUCAUGCUAGAGAUCGCGAGUGCUUGCUGCAGCAUCGUGUACAUUACUUCACACGAUGAAGACCAGCUCUUGUGGAAAACCGACUGCUGGGGGAGGUGGACGUCUCUUUCGGACGCCGAGGACGUCCAGUUUGUCGAGUUCGACACUCACAUCGGCUGGCAACAGUACGGCAAGGUUGACAAGCUGGGGCUCCUUUCGGAGCUCAGCGAGAGCACCGCCGUCAUGGGCAGCCUGGCGGGCGGCAUGCAUGGCUUGGUCAUCAUCAUCGCGUGCGUGUUCUUCUUCUUCUCUUCGUCCGCGCUGUGGCUGAGCUACUUCGACUUCUGCUGCAGUCGACAGACACCGACCCAUGAGGGGAAGGUGGGGCCAAAGGAGGGCCAGAAGACGAAGCCCGCCAUGCGCGACCACCCCCUUGUUCUUGCCCGGGACUGUCACCGGUGGAUGUUCGUGAUGGCGGCGAGUUAUAUCCUCGCCGGCCUUUGGUGCUUCGGGGUGGGGUGCAUUGGGUUCUACGUUGUUAUCAUGGGGGACUUCACGGACGGGCUCCAGGAUACCAUAAGCGGUUGGGGCGAGAGUGUGUCGUGCACGGAGCCCCAGACUAGCCCCCGCUACGGCUUCUUCGCGAACGGGCUGUCCAUCUUGCUUUUCUUCGGAGGCGGGACCAUCAUCUUGUACAAGACCUACGUCUCCGACCGCGAGCUAAGCGAGGCGGUAGAGAUGUGGAAGAACGACCGCGCGGAGAUGGCCGAGAUGGAGGCACGACUGGCCAUGAUCAGGAAGAAGGAGGACUACAAGGCUCAGGUUGCUUCCGCCGCCGCGUCCGCCGCGAGCCCGGUGCCCAUCUUCAAGAGCAGGAAGUCGCAGAAUAACGCACCCUCCUCCUUCUCACCCUCGCCAACGGCAGCCAGCAGCAGGAACGGGUACCACGCCAACCCUUCUGACUUGGAUGACAUGCUGCCUCUUUCUCCGCCCGACCUAGUCUCUCCCCCUUCUUCCGCCGGCACCGCCUCCACUGCCGAAGGGUGGGACGGGCGCCACAAGCGGAUGGCCACCAAGGCGGCUUUCUCUCCCAAAGAUCUGGAGCAUGACGAGCAGUCCGUCGGCAGCACUGCCGAUACCCCGCGGGAUCCUCGACAGUCUCCGUCGUUGUCUUUCUUGGAGUCAUCGCUCUUGCAGUCCCCCGAGCCGCAGGUAUCCAACAUCGAUCGGGACCUGGAGCUUGGGUCGGGAUCAGCGGCGGCCCCUGUUGACGACGAUCUGCCGCCACCGCCAGGGUGGGAGGUCAGGACUACUCCUAUGGGGGACAAGUUCUGGGUGAACAUUGCGACCAAGAAUGUGUCCUGGGAUCGGCCCACUUGA